AUGCCCCGACUCAGCGAAGCAGAGAGGAACAAAUCUGUCGGUCGUUUGGAAGCUGGUGAAUCAUUUUCAGCAGUAGCCAUAGUGUUCAACGUGGCGCCAAGCACCUUAAUGAGACUGUGGAACCGAUAUCAGCACCAAGGAACCACACGUGAUCGACCCAGAUCCGGCAGACCAAUUGUAACCACCAGGGGGCAGGACCGGUACAUAAGGUUACGUCAUCUACGGAAUCUAACCACGACUGCGUCCUCUACAGCAUCCAACAUUCCGGGCCUGCGUAGGAUAUCGGCACAGACACAUGACAACGCCCGGCCACAUGCAGCUCGACACACAACAGCUUACCUUCAGGCAAACAACGUCCAGGUUGUGCCUUGGCCGUCAAAAUCGCCGGAUUUGAAUCCUAUAGAGCACCUCUGGGAUGAGUUGGACCGACGUGUACGUCAACGUCAACAACAGCCGCAGACACUAGAACAAUUGGCUCAAGCACUUCAGGAGGAGUGGGCCAACAUUCCCCAACGUGUCAUUCAGACCCUUGUUGGGUCCAUGGGAAGGAGAUGCAAGGCUGUUCUCGAUGCCAAUGGUGGGCAUACGCGAUACUGA
Haliotis rubra (blacklip abalone) is the source of this 597-nucleotide messenger RNA. RefSeq lists its product as uncharacterized. Bases 1 to 597 code for a protein of 198 amino acids. The record is from RefSeq and is a predicted model, not a curated record. Gene Ontology annotation, molecular function: nucleic acid binding. The transcript is spliced from 2 exons. NCBI's taxonomy places the organism in Eukaryota, Metazoa, Mollusca, Gastropoda, Lepetellida, Haliotidae.